Molecule: messenger RNA, 3828 nt
Organism: Rhopalosiphum padi (bird cherry-oat aphid)
Lineage: Eukaryota; Metazoa; Arthropoda; Insecta; Hemiptera; Aphididae
Exons: 5
Coding region: 988-2652 (554 amino acids)
Molecular function (GO): oxidoreductase activity
Source: RefSeq, a predicted model, not a curated record
CCACCUCGGCCGUGCACCUCGUCGGCGGCAGUAGUAUACACGUCCCCGGACAUAACGUCCGUCCGCCGGUUGUGUCCGCUCGCGUCGUUCCCUGCAUAUAUUGCCGCGUAUAAUAUAUAUAUACAUACACGUAUAUAUCGUACACGACGUAUGUGGACCGCAAACCCGUAGUGCAGCAGUAGUAUAACAUAUUAUAUACAUAGAACCCGUCUAACGAAAUUUCACUUAUAAUAUAGGAAUACGUAUAGAAGUUUGCGCGGGGUGCGUGUAAACACACGGACAACAGUUGUCUAUCGCGUGAGACCACAACGAUUGUUUUCAGCAGACCACGACGUCGGGGUGCAAGUUGAUGUGUGUGCAAAAACCGUAAACGGUUUUUCUUAUCUUAUACGUAAUUAUUCAAUAUAUAUAUAUUAUAUACGUAUACAAUCCGUCCGCAUUACACAUCACUGCACGUGCGAGGAAUAUCCGGCACCGCGUACCAUCGACUCUAAAUGAGUUACCGUGGGUCGCAACAGCGGCGUAGGAGGGCAAUCGUCUCGUGUUCCACAAAUACAUCGUUCCCCCGGUGCACCAGCGGUGGCUGUACUACACCGACGCGAACAGCGGCUUCAGAGGGUGGUAGGUAGUGCGUCUGCAUCAGCAUCCGCGACGAUCUCGUCAGAAUCAGCAGAGACGACCGCCGCGUUAUAUAUACGCUGCACACUAUUGCUCACGACGCAACGCUUAGUGCUCAAUAAUAUAACUGUAACCAAACCAUUUUCAAUCUUAAAUAUAAUUUAAAUACAAAUAUAUAUAUAUAUAUAUAUAUAUUAUUAUAAUAUUAUACGAUCGUCGCGAGCACACACGUAUAUAUAAUUUACAAUAUAGGUGUACACAGUAUACAUAUAUUAUAUAAUAUAUCACACAAGCCGCUGUGCAUUUCCAGUGCCUACCGAUAAUAAAUUAUAAAAUAUUUAUACGGCGUUCAUAUUACCGAGCGUUUCGAUGGACAACCAAAACAACAGCACCACCACCACUUUCCUGCCACCACCCAUCGACGGCGAGGCGUCGGCGCCGCUCGCGCAACCCGACGACGAUUUCGUGGUGCCCCUAUCAGCGGCCGGUACCCCCAAUACGCCGGCCGACGACGGCGGCACCGGAUCUACCGUGUCGCCCGUGACUCCUGUCCACCUCAACCGUCAACCGCACGGCGCGAUGAUGAUGGACGACGAUCAGGCGGCCACCGGCGCCGCCGAUAGCGGUGCGACGGACGACAGCUCCGUUCUGUUGCCGCCGCCCGACGAGACGGACAACGAAGAAAAACCGAACAAAGACAAUGCGGACGAUGAAGACAACAGCGGCGACAACAACGACAACGGGGCCGGCGAAGACGACGACCAGGUGCCCGUUUUGGCCAUGUCAGGCAUUCUACCGGCCACGGCUAGUGGCGGUGGUCCGAUUUCCGACUCGAAGAAAAACGCCGGCGGACCGAACGACUCGCUGACCGGUGGAGGAACCGGGACCGGAAACGGAGAAAAUAAGUCCAAAGAGAAAUCACGUUAUACAACUGGUAGCGGUACAGGAGCCGGGACAGAUGUGGAAGAUUCCGGAACAAACAGUCCGCAGGCAGCUUUGGGAUGUGGAACUACGUUUGAAUACGUAGUACUAGUAACGGCGUGCUCAAUUUUGCUAUUAGCUGUCACUGGCACUACCGUUUACUGGACCAUGGCCUAUCGAGGCGGAUACGACCCCAACUGGUUUCCCUGGCCACCGCAGACCCCGAAGCAAAUGUUAUCCGUCGGCGUAUUUACUUAUAAGCACCAGCAAAACUUCACUGCCAGUGGCAGCGACAUUAGUACCACAACAAUUGCGACAACGACCACAACGGAACAACAACAAUCUUCGCAGUUAAACAUAUCGUCUUCAAACAUUUUGAUCGAAGAUCAACGGUUCAACCUGCACCCAACCCUGAUGACGAUCGGUUUCGUCACUUUAACAGGAUUCUCUAUAUUGGUGUACAGAAUGGCAGCUGGAUGUUCGACUUCGUGCAGAGGUACUUAUGUGAAAUUAACCCACGGACUAUUGCAUUUGGCUACUGUACCGUGUGUGGUUUUGGGAGCUGUGGCCGCUAUGGAAUAUCAUCGUUUGAAAGGCUUACCGCAUUUGUAUUCGUUACACAGUUGGAUGGGAUUAUUGACCGUUUCGCUUUUUGUAAUUCAGUUCACUCUUGGAUUGUUCACGUUCGUUGUGCUGUUGUGUUGUCGCGGCGCAACGGCUGUGUGUCGCCUACGAUGUUUUGCGCCCAUACAUGCCACCCUGGGACUGUGCACGUUCACAUUGGCCAUAGCUACCUGUCUCACCGGACUUCAGCAACGCGCUGAUUUCUCGAUAUUCAGCAAUAAUAAUGGAGACGGUAAACAGACAAUAUCCGAGUUGAUCAAACAAAAGUUACACUUGAACAAGGAACCGGUAGUGGUUAAUGUGUUGGCCGUCUUGCUUGUAUCUGUGUUGGUAAUUGUGUCGUACACGAUACGCCGAGAGUCACUGAAGCGGAGGCCUAACAACAAACCAUCAUACACGGCGACAGUGAGUCCACUCCGCAUAAAAUCUUCGUCGUCGUCUACCGGAAAGUUUGGAUCGGGAAAACAAUCGUCGCAGCCUCCGGUUUGAGGUGCCUAUACACGUCAUUCCGCAACGAUUUCUGCCAUCACUUCUAUAUUUAAAACAAACAAAAUACAAUUAAUAACAAAGUACAACAAAUUGUCAUCGUCGUGUAAUCAGUCUUAUAUACUAUACUUAUAGAAAUAAUAAUAUACAUUCUAAAAUUUGUUUCUCCUAUAUCAUUGCAACCGGCCUACAUUUUCAUUUCAAUUUUCAUAUUAUUUUUUUUUUAUUAUUAUCUAUAAUAAGUACACUAUAUACAUUAACAUUCAUUGGCCGUAACAUUGCGCAAUUAUUAAUGAAAACUCUAAGUAACAUUAUUUAAUAUUAUUAUCUCUGUGUUCCACAUUCCUAUUUGUCUUCCUAUUUCCAUAUUUCUCUUUAGAUAGGUACUACUAUGCGUAUAUUUAUUUAUGUGACAAAUUAAUAUAAUUUACCGAUAUUGAAGUAAUAUUAUUAAGAUCGAUUAUUAUAUUAUAUUCACACGUGUACCUAUAAUUAAUAGUAUAGUAGGUAUUAACCUACACAAUAACGUAGUUAGACAAUGAUACAGUUAAAUGGAAUUGACUUUUUUUCUAAAAUAACGCGUCUUUUCUACUACCUAUAGAUACUUUGUUUAUGUUUAUACACACACUUGUAUACAUUGUAUACUUAUACAAUGUAUAUGAGUAUAUGCGUGUUAGAUUACUACAUAAAAAAAUUAUGGAAUUUUUUUUUUUACAACAACGUACCUAUUUGAUAAAUGUAUAGGAUUAAGUAAAAAAAAAAAUAUAAUACGUUCGGCACGCGUGUUUUUGUAAUAUUAAAACUCAAAAGUGUCUAUCAAUUUAUAUAUUAUAUAUAAUAAUGUUCAUAAAAAACACAACAUUAAUUAUGUGUAAAGGUUUAGAAUAAACAAUUUAAAACAAUUCGACCAAAUUUAAAACAAUCGCGAGUUUUACACAUUAUUUGAUGUAAAAUUAUUAUAUACUAUUAUUAUUUAUUAUAAUUAUUAUCAUUAGCAGUGUGUGUGUGUGUGUGUGUAACUUUUUUCAAAAAUAUAAAUACAUUUAACUAUAAGAUAAGUUAUUAUUAUCGAAACUAUACUAAUAUAUUAUUUAUAAAUUAUUAAUGUUUUUCGUAAUAUUUGUAUUUGAAUUUUUAACAAAAACAAUAUAGAAUAUUAUUACUAUAUAAAUAUAUAUG